GAUUAACGGGCGGAGCAUCACUGCUAAGAAUCUCUACGCCGUACUACUUGGUGACAAAAGUGCUCUCUCAGGUGGAAACGGUAAGGUAUAAAAUACACGGCCAAUGAUAGGGAUCUUCGUUUACUAUUCUGAUCAUGGCGGCCCGGGGGUUCUUGGUAAGCUGGCAAAUUUCUUCCUCUUGUGGAGAGGACUUCUAAUUAUAACACAUAUACUGCUGGGUCCUCAUGUGAUGGAAUAUGGAAAUUCAAGCCUAAGAACAGAAAAACUCUACUUAUAUCAAGGUUUCGACCCCGCAAAUGUCAAUUUGCCCCCCAGUUAA
Jatropha curcas is the source of this 319-nucleotide messenger RNA. The record is from RefSeq and is a predicted model, not a curated record. Lineage: Eukaryota; Viridiplantae; Streptophyta; Magnoliopsida; Malpighiales; Euphorbiaceae.